Culex pipiens pallens (northern house mosquito) is the source of this 6227-nucleotide messenger RNA. RefSeq names its product dnaJ homolog subfamily C member 16 (gene l(3)80Fg). The transcript has 7 exons. NCBI's taxonomy places the organism in Eukaryota, Metazoa, Arthropoda, Insecta, Diptera, Culicidae. The coding region runs from base 214 to 2727 and encodes 837 amino acids. The record is from RefSeq and is a predicted model, not a curated record.
GCGCGUCAGCAGAACAAAAAUCGUCCUCGUCCCAGUGAGUGAUUUUCACACCAGCAAAUUCAAGGCAAUCGCCCCACAAAGUUUCGCGAAGUCGAAAAUCCCUCUUUUUCAACGCUUUAAAAAGUGCAAAUUGUGUUGCUAAAUGUGGCUGUAGCCACUUCCUGUUGCCGUGUUUCGUGUCCAAAGUCGCCGCCGGCGGAACAUUUCGCCAGAAUGAAAUUGUGCCCAGAAUGGAAGAAGGGAUUUUGCGGUAGCAAAAAAGGUAGCAAGUGUCACUUGCUGCUGCUGUGGAGGGGAGCAGCGCUCGGCCUACUACUGCUGCUGGCGGUAAUUGCGGUUGGUCAAGUGGACGGGGCGACGGCGGCCAACACUGAUCCGUACAAGAUUUUGGGCAUCCAGAAGCAUGCCACCCUGCAGGACAUCCGGAAGGCCUACAAACAGCUGGCCAAAGAAUGGCACCCAGACAAAUCGGACCAUCCGGAAGCGGAGACAAAGUUUGUGGAGAUUAAGCAGGCUUACGAGCUGCUGUCGGACACGGAACGACGUAAGGCGUACGAUCUGUACGGAAUAACCAACGAGGAUGCCCACCUGUACAAGGAACGUCCGGACUACAGCAGCUACGGAAGGUUCCCGGACCCGUUCGAGCAGUUCUUUGGCCACAACUUUAACUUCCACGAUCAGGACAUUAGCCUGUUCCACAAGCUGUCCAUCACGUCCAAAUAUUACGAAACAAACAUCGUCCCGAAGAGUCGUCACACGCCACAAAUCUUGAUGUUCUACUCGGAUUGGUGUUUCUCUUGCAUGAAGGCGGCCAACUCGUUCAAGAAAAUGAUCGAUACACUGGAACCGUUUGGCGUGACCUUCGCCACGAUAAACGCCGGCCACGAAAACCAGCUUGUUCGGAAGGUGGGCGUGCACUCACUGCCGUGCGUAAUCAUGGUCCUCGACGAACACAACUACGUGUACAAGGAAAGCGUCUACAACACGCAGCGCGUCGUCGAGUUCAUCCGCCAAAAGCUGCCCUACAAGCUGCUGCCCAACAUCGACGACAGCUCGGUGGACUCGUUCCUGAACGGCUGGUCCGACAAUCGCGUGCGCGCCAUCGUAAUGGAACCCCGCACCCAACCCCGCCUACGCUACCUUAUCACUGCCUUCCACUUCCGCGAACGUGUCGCCUUCGGCUUCGUCCAGCUCAACUCGCAGAAAACGCAACGCAUCCAAGAGCGGUACAAAAUUCACCCCUCGCUCGACACCCUGCUCAUCUUCAACGAAGAACCCAGCCGGCCCGUGGCGUCGAUCUCAAUGUCGGACAUUCCAACCGCCACCCUCAACAACAUCAUCUCCGUCAACAAGUACCUCGCCCUGCCCCGGCUCUCCUCCCAGUCCAUGCUGGAAGGCGUCUGCCCUGCGGAAUGGAAUCGACCCCGCAAGCGCCUCUGCGUCGUCCUCGUGACGGAAAACAUCCCGACGCACGACGAGGCCCGCCACGCGAUGCGCCGAAUCGCGCUCGAGUCAAACUACAGCCCGGAACGGGUCCGGUUCGCGUACAUCUACCAGGAAAAGCAGGCUGAAUUCAUCGACGCCCUGGCCGAGCACAGCAAGCUGGACGAAACGGUGCUGAAGGUGGUCAUCAUCUGGCGCCGGGACACGAAGCACGUCAAGUACGAGUGGGUUCACGGUGCGACACUCGAGCGGUUGGAUAAGAGUGGUGGAGGGGAAGGUGGUGGCGCAGAAGGGGGAAGCGGCGCCGUGGAGAACGAAACGCACGAGAUUAACUAUAACAACACGAAGCAGAAGGUGGACGGAGCGAUCCAGCGGCUGUUGCGCUCGUCAGAGGCGUUGACGUACGAGGCUGAAGUGAAGGACCUCCUGGACGAGCACGCCCAGGGCUUGGUGGUGCGCAUCUUGAACAAGUUCCUGAUGGCGUUCGAGUACAUGACGGACAACCUGGGCCAGGAGCACAUCCUGCCGGCGCUGUCCGUCGUCGGUACGAUCGCGUUCAUCCUCGGGGCCGGCUACCUCAUGUCCUACCUGGUACGCAUCGAGGAGGAAAACAUCCAGAAGAAGCAGAGCAAAAACCCGGACGAUCGAAAUGGUAAAACCAUGAACUACGUUCCGGAGUUGCGCCUGCACGAGCUUCGCGCCGAAAAGUACAACGGGCUGGUGCGUCUACUGAAGCCGGGUUGCCGCACCAUCGUCCUGCUAACCGAUCUGCAAUCCCGGAACAAACUCAUUCCGGCCUUCCACAAGGCAGUGUGGCCCUAUCGGAACAUUUCCUCCGACGACAGGAACAAAACGCUCAUGUUCGCCCACAUGCUCAUCGAGAAGGGCAUCGGUUGGUACGCGGAACUGCUCCGGUUGUCGCUGUCCGAGUCGCGCGAGAUGAAGAUCAACCCGCGCAACUGCAUCGGCACCGUGAUUGCGCUCAACGGCCACCGGAAGUACUUUUGCAUGUACCACGCCAAACACCCGGAGUCGAAUCGGGGCGCCAAGCGCAUGAUGAAAAUGACCCGGCAGCUCAGCACGAUGCCGUCGGAUCCGGAAGCCGGCGCGUUCCUCGGCAUGGACAGCUCCGACUCGGAGACGAGCACGUCGGACUUCUCGGAGCCGAAGAUCCUGCUCGAGGAGAACCUGCUGGACGGUUUGCCCAACUGGCUGGACCGGCUGUUUGAGGGUACGACCCAUCGGUACUACAUCAACUACUGGCCAGAUUUCACUUCCAAGUAAAAAGUGUAAACUUUAAUGAAAUAAUUACUUGCAAAAGCCAAAGACGAGGCCAUUCUAGUAAGAAGAAGAAGACGACGGGGGCUGAACAUUUUCUGAGAUUUCUCGAAAGACACGGGCAACCAACCAAUUGUUCAUAUAUUUUGUUUCCUCUAUUGUCUAUUUGUUUUUUCGCGACGACAAUUUUUGUUGUUGAAACUAUUGUUUUUCUAGCGGAUAAGUUGGAUUGUGAGAGAAACACGAUUGUUAGAACAGUAACUUAUUUCAUUGCGUAACAAAUAUCGUUGAUUUUCACACACCAUUACGAAGAUAGAUUAUUUUUUGCUGUGACAGCAAAAGCAUUAGUGAACAUUAACGAUCUAGUCAAAUCUAACAUUUUAGAAUGUAAUAAACAAAAUAGCAUGUUUUAUAUAGAAAAAACUUUAUCUUGAUUACGGAAACGGUAGUUGGCGACACAACAAAACACACACAUAUUGAGAUAAUUUAAGAUUGUUCUCUAUAUCUGCCAGCAGCAGGAAAAGGGGAAUGUUUCUUGUACGAGAUAAGCAAAAGAUUAAAAAAAACUUAGAAUAUUCAAUCAGCUAUAGAACCAAUUUUGCAUCACAAAAAAAACUUUAUCGUAAGCAAAAAUCUUUUACAUUCUUGUAAGCAAAUAAAAACCUUUUCUUUCUCUCUGAACGUGUGAGAUUUGUUGGCAAACAGUACGAAAUUCACCGAAAUAGUCACCGACUUCUAACCACAAAUUUUCCGGAUUGCCCAGACCGCUUGAUAUUUUCUUAAUAUGGCAUCAAAACUCCCCUGUUAAGAACGAUUCCAGAGAAUUUCGGGCUCAUUUGGAUCCAUCACAAUUUUAGCCCCUUCCCGCCUAGAGUAAAAUCGAGAUUUUUUCCGUUUUCCUUCAUAACUCGUAACUGGAUGAAUGAUGGAUUUAAUGGUAAUAAGUUAACAAUCUAUAUAAACUAAUGAAAGUUGAACCAGGUUGAAAAAAUGCAUGCUUGCUGAAAAAUUUAAUUUUGAAAACAAAAAUUCGUGGUUCGCUGGAGUAGGGUAGGGUAGUCAUCAAUGAGACACUUUUGGUUUUCAACUUUCAACGAUUUUUCUAAUUUUUUCACCAGCAUGUCUUAAUGAGCUUUUAGUUGCAUUAUCUUUCUUUUAAUAUGUUCUACCAUUGACCAAAAUAUGUGAUCGAUCCGACAUCUACAGCCAGAGUUAUUCAACUGUCUCAUUGUAGACGCACUUUUCAGGAACAAUGAGACAGCUGGGGAACAAUGAGACACUCUACGAAAAUCAAGAUUUUUCUAGUAAAACAUCAUGUUUUGGUAUUGUUCCAUUGCAGGUGACUUGCCUUGAACAUUUUUGAGCAAUUUUGCCAACAUGACACUUUUAAUAACAAAAGUUACACUAGAAAGUAUUUAAAUUUUGUAAAAUCCAUAUAUUUAUACCAAAUAACUUUGUAUUUUUGGUUUAAACUCUGUAAAUAUGCCAAAAAUCACUUUUAAUUCAUGUUUUGAAAGAUUUCCAUCGAUUUUGAAAAGUUUAUUGAAGAAAAAUCAAAGUGUCUCAUUGUUACCCAUGGGCUGAAAUGAGUGGGGAACAAUGAGACAGUCCUGAAUUCUGGGUGUAUUCUAAAUUUUGGCCAAAUCUAAUGAAAGGACAUUGUAGCCCAACUUAAUCCCUAUGGAACGUCGAAAGACAUUUGAAGAAAUAUUAGUUUUGGUGUAAAUGGCAGCCUACGAGCGAAAAAGUAUUUUUUGUCCAUGAUUUACUUUUACACCCCUCAAGGGAGCGUCCAUAACCAAAGCCACUUAUAUGGCAGACGUGUAUCCAGUAGACACACCUUUCCCCCAAAUAUGAGCCUGAUUGGUUGAAACUACGACUUAUGAGAGCCAUUUUAUCAUUGUUCCCCGUGUCUCUUGAUGACUACUCUACCCUAACCAUGGGCGUGAGAGGGUUAGAAAACAACAUCCUGUAAUCUCCUUUCUGCAUUCAACCUGGAGCUGACCGAAUUCUUAUAAAGAUCCUCUGAAACCUAUGAAAAUUGAGCAGUUUUCAUCAUCUGCUCCAAACAGAAACAGUCUUUUUCUCUACGACUUUUGUUUACAAUGCGUUCUCACAAAUUUCCUUCAUUUUGCCCUGCAAAAUUAGCUUUUAUUCGAGGGCCUCGUGGCGCGGUGGUUAGCGGCUUCGGCUGCCGAUCCCUAAGUUGCUAUGGGCCGUGGGUUCGAUUUUCGCCUUAUCCUCCUGGCCUUCUAUCGGAUGGGGAAGUAAAACGUCGGUCCAUUUGCGUAAAAUAGGUUUUGGGUGACUCACCAUACAUAACCUUCGGACGCCUAGAAAUGAGCAGAAACUUGCAACAGAGACCACUACAAAUCCGGGGGUCGUGGAAAGUGGAUUGCUUUGCUUUUUAAACUUUUUUUAAAUUUUCGAAUUUUCCGCCGCAUUUUGUGAUCGUUUUUGACGUUAAUUCUGGAGUUUUUUUUGAAAAGGUCCAAUAAACCAAAUUUCCAGUUUUUGCUUUUUGGGUGUUUUUAGAACCGCCUUGAGUCAGGGGUAUUAAAAACACCCAAAAAGCAAAAACUGAAAAUUUGGUUUAUUGGUCCUUUUAAAAAAAAACUCCAGAAUUGUCGUUUGUCAAACGUCUGUUUAUGUCUUGUACUGCUAAUGAAGUUUACCAAAUGUACGAAAACGUUCGGAAGAAGCUACGCAAAGUUCGGUACGUUAAACAAGUUUGAUGCUAUUAACCUUAUUUUAAUUUUAUUUUUAAUGAAUUAUUUAAUGAAUUUCAUGCAGAUUUCCAACCAAUCUCACUGCGCGAAUCGCCCAAGAAAAAUCGAUUCCAUUUUUUUUCUUUCAAUGAGAUCCUAAAAAAACUCUUUACUUUCUCGCAAGACUCUAUAAAGCUAGCUGACAGAUCUCAUCAAACGAAACGAAACUGCACCCAAAUUCCGCGACGGAAGACUGUUUUCGAGGCAUUUCGUAGGCAGGCUCUUUUGUGGUUAAAUUUCAUGCGUGUAGAAAAAGAACAGCUGCUUUGCACCAUCGGAAUAGGGCACACACUUUUUCAGAUUAUCUUUCGCAAUCCACGAGUGUUUUAACGAAAGGGAGAAAAACUUCAGCAAGUGAUAGUAUUAUAAUACCUAAGACCAUCUCUACCGACAAACUCUUUGUAAGCGAAAAUAGUGGCGCGACUUGUUUAGAUUUUCCACUCUACUUCGAUACGCGAAAAGAAAGCACGUGCGCAUGCUAAAUCGUUUAGACCGCUGCUGUAGCGCAAAUCGCAAGUCUUAUCUCUCUUUAUACAAAACCAAACACUAGAACGAAGCGCAAAAUUCAAGGUUGAGCAGCAAGAUAAUUGAAAUUGAAGAAUGGCGUCUUUUCUUCCCAAAUUCUAGGCAGCAAAAUUUAAAGAAACAACUAAUAUGUAACAACAAAACUACACACGGUUAAUGCAGAGAAAUAAAGUAAAAAUAAGCCACACAAAAUUCGAACAGUUUUCACACAAA